AUGGCAUCAUCAUCAUCAUCACCAUCUUCGUCGGGAACAAUUUCUGCGAGAGAUAGAUUAGUUUCAGCUCUUGUUUACAUAAUCCCGUUUUUGAACGGAUUGAAUUACGGGACGUAUCUAUUCGCGAAAUACCCGUUAUUGGAAUUAGUAUUUGAUCCAAUUGUGCCAUUGUUGAGUUUCUACAAACCAGUACCAAGUGUUGGUUUAUUUGCAUUUCUUACUUUAUAUAUUGGUAUUGUGAGAGAUAGAAAUUUUAGCAGGUUUGUUAGGUUUAAUUCAUUGCAAGCAAUGGUGCUGGAUUUUAUGUUGGUUGUUCCAUCUUUAGCCAGGACAAUAUUGGUGAAUGCCGACCCGUUUGCUGAAGAGAUUGGAUUGAAGUUUCAGUUGUUGAAAGUGAGUCAUGAUGUUACGUUUAUUGUCAUUGUGCUUGCGUUUCUUUAUGCGUUUUCGCGUUGUGUUCUUGGUAGGAUUCCUGAAUUUCCAGGUAUUACUAAUGCUGUUGAAUGGCAAAUCUUCGCCGUGGAUCGCCAACUGUGA
Papaver somniferum (opium poppy) is the source of this 537-nucleotide messenger RNA. RefSeq names its product protein TIC 20-II, chloroplastic-like. Lineage: Eukaryota; Viridiplantae; Streptophyta; Magnoliopsida; Ranunculales; Papaveraceae. The transcript has a single exon. The record is from RefSeq and is a predicted model, not a curated record. Bases 1 to 537 code for a protein of 178 amino acids.